This is a messenger RNA of Neolamprologus brichardi, 1085 nucleotides long. RefSeq lists its product as uncharacterized. The record is from RefSeq and is a predicted model, not a curated record. Gene Ontology annotation, molecular function: zinc ion binding. NCBI's taxonomy places the organism in Eukaryota, Metazoa, Chordata, Actinopteri, Cichliformes, Cichlidae.
GCCAUGUCAGUAGGCCAGAAAGCAAAACGAGCGCACAUUGCUGGAGUGUUGGAAUCGGGACUGCCAGAACCAUGCUCAAAAUCAGCGCAAAAGACAAAGUGCUGUAUCGCGACCGAUUGCGCCCAGACGCCAAGAGACGGUACUUUGAAAAAAUUGCGUGCAUCGGUAAUGUGGACCCGUAUGAAAUAAGGAAGUGGAGUGGAAACCCAGACGACCUACCGCCGUUGUCCUAUCCCGAUAUCUUCGCAUACCUUGUCUGUGGAGUCAGCGCAUACACAGCGAACCAGUUUAAGAAUUAUAAAUCCCUGGAGGCCUACAUCCAAUUCACAAACGGCUGGGUGCAAGAUUUGUCCAUCUUUAAGCCUCCACGCUGCGAGUACGUUGUCGUUAAGACAAAGGUACUGGACUCACAACAACUGAAUGAAACUGCAUUACAGCCAUGGGUCAUUGUGAGCACCAAUGGGAGGGUUGAGGCUGCUCACUGCACAUGCAUGGCCGGAGUUGCAGAGGCCUGCACCCAUGUCGCUGCUCUUUUGUUUAAAGUCGAGGCUACAGUGUGUAUCAGAGGCACCAGAACUGUAACAGACGAGUCUGCAUAUUGGGUAAUCCCCGGAAAUAUGACCGAGAUACAGCCCGAGGUUGCACAGAACAUUGACUUCUCCUCAACAGCUGCCCAAAAACGUGGCCUUGAUGAAAUCAUAAACACACCCUCUGCAUCGAGAGGCAAAAGGAGGCGAUCGCAAAAAAGGCGGAUUCCUAUUGCAACGCUGGAGGAUUUGUCACCAUUACUGGAUACACUGCAGGAACACAGCAAAGCAGUGAGUUUGUGUGGAAUGGAAAAGUAUUACACCAACUACACUACGCAGUCACCCACAUUACCCCAAUCCCUGGCGUGUUUACACAACAAAGACGCUGAGUCCCUUGGCCUUCCUGAUCUUCAGGUGCACUGUCUAAAGUUUCUUAAAUAGCCUGUAACGUUUCAUUUUGUGGUUCAAGAUUGAUGCCAGCUGUGUGUUGCCAUGUAAAUAGUUUGCAUUUCAUUUUUUUGUACUUGCUAAGUACAUGUGAACAGAUCAAGAAUAAAA